UUGCAAAAAUAAAUUCACAACAAAUGUCACUAGACUAGAGCAGGAAGGUGUUUAUUUUUUCAGGUAUUUUUGUAAAUAUGUAACGAAAAUACAAGAAUCUGCUACAAUAAAAGACGAAUAUUAGUAUAUACAGAAUGGCUACACAAGAAAAACUGCAAAAAUCUCUGGAAGCUCUUAAAAAUUUGUCUAAAUAUAAUCAAAACCCUUCAGAUAAUUCUAAAAAAAAGGAGAAAAUACAAUAUUGCUACAAUAUCACAGAUGCUAUUUCAAAUUCUACAAUAAGAGUUUCUACAAAUUUCCAUAGUUUGUUAGGAACAAGUAUUGAAGUAUUUUUAUUACUUUGUGAUGAUGAGGAUGCCGAUAUUCGAAUGACAAGCGAAGAAUGUUUGAACAGAAUUAUAAGAGCUGCAAAUGGUUCCAUUGGAAAAAUACAGAUAGAGUUACAUAAAGAAAUAAAGAGAAAUGGCCCAGCAAGGUCUCUAAGAACUGCUUUAUGGCUGUUCUCCCUUUUAGCUCAUCGGAUAAGGCCCCACAAAGGGAAGCCAUAUGUUGCUAAUAUGUUUCCUGGACUCAUAAAAAUAACUGAACGAAAUGAGGAAGCAGUACAUGAGACUUUGGCAGCUAGUUUGCCAAACAUUAUGAAGGUGUUGGGAUGUUUCACAAUAGAAAAUGAAAUUAAGGCACUGCUAAAAGCAUUUCUAUCAAAUAUUUCCAGUGAGUCUACAGUUAUAAGAAGAACUACAACAAGUUGUGUGCUUACAGUGUGUAUGAAUUGCAAAAACCCAUAUGUUUUCAUGACAUAUUGCCUUAAUAACUUAUUAGAUACUAUAAUUCCAGUCAACGCAGAACAUUCGACUUUCCAAAUCCUAGGAAUAAUUUCGUGUAUCAAGUCGUUGAUACAAAAUAUAUUUUCAGUCGAAACUGAUUCUAGUCUCCAGAAUAAGAAUGCCCUCACCGAAAAACUCUUACAGAUCUUCGAACUUUGUCUGCAUUAUUUAUCCCACAAGGAUCAUAACAUCAUAAAUAUUUGUUUAGAAACGUUGAAAGUACUUUUGGAGUGCCCAUGCAGCCAUUUUAGAGAGAGGUUGAACUCCGGUUUUGGAUGUCACAGGAUUUAUUCAAGCGAAAAACUCUGUAUAUUAAGUAAUAGAUCUCCAAGCCAACUCAGUGUAGCAACAACAGUAACCACUGAAGAUAACCUAUUUUCCGAUUCAGACCUGACCGAAACGUUACAUUCAGAUAUUGAAAAGUGGAUAGACGAGACCUCGAUAUCUGUAAGAAACAUAACCUUUGCAAAAACCAAAGAAAAAUCUCAAUCUCUGGACAAAAUAAGUAGGUUCGAAUUGGAAACUAUAAGAAAUAUAGAUGUCAAUAAUUUUGGAGGAUUAAAUCAAUUAAACAAAGAAAAUUUUAUUACUCAACGCAAGGCUCAUAGUAUUGAAAAUACCUUGGACAUCCUUAGUUUCAGUGAAAAUUCUUCAGAAAAAAGUUAUUGUGCAGUUGAUUCCGAAGAGAAGCUUUUAAAUCUGGAAGUCUGUAUACAGGAAAUUGAAGCUGGAAAUCUUCUCGACGCAACCACUCCUCUAAUCUAUUGUAUCCGCCUGAUCACAAAACUAUUUCUGCUAAACGGUAUACCAGAAAAUUACAUUUCUGAUAAAGUAGUGAGAGUCUCUGUAAAAUAUUUAGCCAUUUCCUGUCUCUCCUCAUUGUUUAAUCUCUACCCAAAAGGAUUGUUUAUGUACUUGGACAAGAAUUAUUCGCAAAACAUAAAAUCGAAAAGAAUCAGUAGUCAAAAAAUUUCUGAUAUACUGUUAUUAAGAAAUCAUGUAGAUCCUCAACUCAGGGGUGCAAUCAGAAAUUUGUUGGGUAAUUAUCUCAAAGUUGUAAGUCAUUUGUGUGAAGGCGGAUACGAGGACUGGAUUAGAGACAACUGUAUCGGCGAUCAGGAUAAUUCAGUUCAAAUUUGCGAUAUUGUCAAUAUAUUCAUUCAGGGCUUAAAUGAUGAGUCUUCAAAUUGCAUUCGGCAAACACUAGUAACUUUGAAAAAUAAUUUAAAAUAUUUAAUUGAAUCACACCAAAGUAAUGCCGUUAUACCUCUAUUGAAUACUCUACCUGCACUAUCUGAAAAUCCAUAUUGGCUAGUAAAGGUGUCUCUUUGUGAACUGGUGUCAAAAAUAGAUUAUAUUAAUAUAUAUUACGUAACAGAAAACAACGAUUUUCAAGAAAAAGUAUUAUACAACGUUCUUUUUAAUUUAUUAAGUGAUAGUGACCAAAGGGUUCGGACUUCAGCGGCGUCUAGUAUUGUACAGAUAAUUCCACAUCUUUAUUACGGAGAAUACCUACUUAAUGAAGGUACUCCUACCUCUAAAGCUUUAUUGGAUAUAGCAGCUUUAACAAUAAAUCUGAAACACGAGGAACUAGAUACAAGUGUAAACAAGAAACAUUUUAUUAGCAACAUGCCUUUCCCCUUUAACAAGAUUUCCCAAAAAAUAUGUGAUAAAACUGAUUUUUCUCUAUCUAAAGUAGUUUCUAGGUUAUGCAAUAUAGUGCUGACGACCGUUUCUAAAAAUUUGUUGAGCGGCUGUAUAGAGACAUUAUCUUUACUUUCUAACGCAUAUCCUUGUACAUUGUACAAAAGUAGCUGGUCUACAAUGGAUUUCCAAGUUAAUAAUGAUUUGAAAAUGCCGGAUUUAUUAAAUUUUUGCUUAAGUUUGUUGACGAAUUCUGUACACGUUUAUAGUCUGCAAACUCAUAUGGAUAUUUUGAAUUUUUCAGUUAAUCUAUAUGCAGGGCAUGCUUUGACAACACUCAAACCAGUUGAUCUAGAAAUUACCAUAACUCCAUGGGUCAUGUUCAACAAUGAAGUAUUUUCUGAUCUUUCCGAUCAGUACUUGUACCAUAUAAUCAAGUUGUUGAACAUAUUCCAACACGUUUUGAACGACUUACAGCCUUUACACCCUCAAGCUAAGCCAGUACUUCCUAAUUUACCCGCCACUGCUAAUUUGUCACCGCUGAAGAGAAGAAAAAGUGAUUUAGAUAAAAAGUCCAUGACGUUAAAAUUGGAAAAAGACGAAAAGAACGAUAGGAAAGACAUAAAGAGUUUCUUUGGAUUAUUUGUGCAGUCUGGUCAUUAUAUGAAGAUCUAUGAAAGUGUUAGAUCAUCUUUUAGUAACUAUAAGGUAUCUUUAGACUCCGCUUCGUCCAAAACAUUUCUAGAAUUUCUAAGUUCAACAUUGAGAAGUCUUUCUGUAUUACUGGAAGUAGGUUCACUAACAGAAUUUGGCAAAUUGGCAGAAGAAAUUUUGGGAUAUUUCCGUUCUACCUUCGUUGUUGAUCCUUCGGGUACAAUUCAAGCUGUACAGCAGCUUCUCAAGUGCCUGUUUGGUACUAAUUUGACUGCCAACAUAUUGGAAUUUCCGCUACAGAAGUCCGAAACCAAGGAAUUCGACAAAGGAUUCUACCAAAACAUUUUCCAAAAACCAUACAGUCUAGUUUCUUGGUAUAUACAAUCUUUAAACAACAUAGGACGCCAUGAUCUCGAUGACGAUAAUACAGUUAUGGGUUAUUUACACAGGAGAGACACGAAAAGAAGAUCAGUAAUUUUAACGAGAACUUCCGACAAAACGUUAGCAAAUUACAUUAGAAUAUUUGAGCCAAUGGUUAUAAAGUCACUAAAACAAUACACCAUGACGAGUAGUGUUAAAUUGCAGUGUCAAGUUCUGAAGUUGCUAAGUCAGUUGGUACAACUUAGAGUGAAUUAUUGUUUGCUUGAUUCGGAACAAGUUUUCAUAGGUUUUGUUUUAAAACAAUUUGAGUACAUCGAAGAAGGUCAAGUACCAGCGGUUGAGGAGCUGAUACCAAAAAUAUUCCAAUUCCUGGUUCAAUUGUCGUAUAGCAAACAACAUUCCAAAUUAAUUAUUGGUGUUCCAAAAAUUAUUCAACUUUGUGAUGGAUUGAUGGCUAGCGGCCAACCAGCUGCUACUCAUUGUAUACCUGCUUUGCAACCCAUAGUAGAAGAUAUCUUUUUGACCAGAAACAAAUCCAAUACUCCAGAUUUUAAGGAAUUAGAAACUACUAGGGAGGUUAUUCUGAGCAUGUUGCUCAGAUUGUGCGAUAACAAGCAAGUGCUAGAUUUAAUUACGCUGAUAUUAGAAGAUAGUAAGUAUUGUACUCAUAAUACUGAAAAAUGGUAUGAAUGGUCAAAGAGAGUAUUCCACGUGGUACUUCCUAUGCUUAAACAGAACAAAUUGAAAUUGGACGACCCAGAAUCAUUGGCUGCAAUGAGGAGAUUCAUAUUAGCGAUGAAUCCAGAAGUUUUUAAACCAUUUGAUGAAAUCAUUGUCAUGUUUUUCCAAGAUCCGCCUUCCUUGGAUACGAACUUGACAACAUUCUACAACUGGUUUUCCAAAAUCCUUAUUCUAUUACUUCUAAUAAUUCCUUUGAAAGAAGAAGCCCUUCUAGUAAAAAUCAACAAACUCAAAGCAGAAUUUCCUCCGGCGAUUAUAUUUGAAAACGUAACCCCCAAAGCUGAUCCUUUGAACGUGUAUAACAACGCUGAAACUUUCCAAAAUAUUUCUGCAGAAAUCAUUUUGAUUAGAUAUUUAUUUAGAAUUUUAAAUUUGGUUUCGAAAAGAUGUGUUAUGGCAAUUAAACGUCAAGAAAAAGGAUUUAUUUUCGAACAACUUUUUGGAUUCCUGUUGCAUUGUUUGUACAUGUUUCAGUCUGGUGGUCAUCCCAAAGUAACGAAAAUUGCUGCAACAGUUCUAAACUCGAACAUUCCAUUUGAUGAAGAAAACUUCGUAGAAAUGAAAAGUAUUAACGAUAAUUUUUUAACUCUGGCAGUUUUUUAUCCGAUUUUAGGUUCCCAGUGGUGCAACUUCCUUAUAUUAUUAAACUAUAACGACAGAAUAUUCUGGCAACGUGCUUUCCAAAGCAACGAGCUAGAAAAUAAUUUAAGAGUCAAAAAUCCAAUUUUAAAUUUAGAGGUUAUGAAAUAUGGAAGUACCAUAUCUUUUUGCGACUUUUUGAGUGAAAAUAUUCCCGACAUUAAUAAUAUUACUUGGUUUCUGGAUAGAAAUUCUUCACUUUUAAUCGACUUACAUCAUGAACCUCCAGUAUCAGAAUUUUUAACGUUUGUACAUAGAUCUGCACAGCUCAGUCAACGAUUUAUUUAUAAUAUAUAUGAAGCUGUCAAACAGUCUCGAUCUUCCGUUUUUAAAGUGAGAACACUAAAAUGUAUAGAAAAUUGUCAUCAAUCACAAAUUGGCACUGUUUUAAAUCUUCUAAUUCCUCACAUGCUUAAAUUUCACCAAGCCGCUGUCUCAAGAAGAGCUUCUAACAUAGCUAACAGAAAAAUUGAAGAAUUGUUAACUCUGUCAAUGGAGGAAGUCAGUAAUCAAUUGUCAAAGGAAGAAUUAGUGAAAAUGCAAAGAGAUUUAGUAAAUUGUAAUUUAGUUAAAAAGAAUGAAACCCUAGUUAGCCUUCUGAACAAAUUGUCUGUACAGUUCUACGAUCUAAGUCCAAUAGAAUUUGAACAGAGACGCGUAGUAAAUCCAGAAUAUAUAAAAAAAUUAAAAAUCGACAGAAAGUGGUACUUAACACAAAUUCAAAAUAAAUAUAAGGACUCAAACAUCGGCAGAGAAAUGGCCGAGUUGUUAUCUAAAUUAGAGUACAACGAAAUCGUCAGUUUUAUGUCAAGUAGUGGCUUUAAUAAACAUAAUUUAAAAGACUGUUUAAGAUUAGGUUUAAUGGAAGUGGAUAAAUUAAAGACAAAUGAUAGUUGCGAUUUGCUGAGAGCAAGUAUUGACUGUCUCUUAAAAGACAUUUCUAGUGUAGUUUGUAAAAUUCCAGAACCUCAUCAGGUUUAUUCUCCAAUAGAAAGAAUUCCAUCAGCUUCUGAAUCACUAUACACCAAACAAAUGACGGAACUUUUUGACAAUCAAGAAUUUUCCAGUUUACUUUAUAGUUUGGCAAUGUCCAUACCUUUAUUUUCGAAACAUAUUCUUGCAAAUUCUUCCUAUGAACUCUCCAACAAUAAUUUAGAAGAUCUAGCAAAAUUUAGCGUUCUCUGUUUAGAAUACAUGCGAUUUUUAGAAUCUGAGAACGUAGAUUUUAGAGUUCAUUUGACAGAUAUAUGUUUAACAUGUUGUGAUACCAUAUUAAGAAACAUCAGUACCUGUAACUUUUUAGAAUUAGAUUCCAAUGCUACUUGGUUGUGUUCUAGUAUAAAUAGUGUGUACAGUCUUGUAAAUACUUUAUUAAGAAGCGAUAGACCACUUUUAACAGUUUCCAAGUACAAUCUAAAAGGAAACGAAUCUUCAACAGCAAUGGUUCAGGCAACACAUGAGUUGUAUACUUUGACAUGUUGGCUAUUUGAAUUAAAAAUGUAUAACACCACAAAAAUACCGGAUUUUUUGUUUAACCGAAUCAAAAGUUUGACAUUUUGUUUGGCGAGGUUGCCGCUAGUUAAUUCUUAUGCGCUGAUACCGCAACGGGCUUGGAAAACAGGCUGGCAACCCGAUACUAUGGAUGGGACCUUUGGGACUGUUGUGGCAGCACUACCUAUAGAUAUGUUACAAGAUAUAGAAGUUCUUCAGGAAUAUAUUUUCAGGAUAAAUCUGUUGGGGUGGACCUCCAGGCAGCAGUUUGAAGAAACGUGGAUGUGCUUGUUAAGUGUUUUGUGUGCACCAACUGAAGAAUUAGAGCCGUUAGUAUUAAACGAUGUUCUACAUGCUUCCACUUUAGCUAUUAAAUCAAUUACAACCCUUCUUCUACAGACCUUGGCCUUACCAGUAGUUGGGAAUCCGAAUAUCUCUGAAAUUCUUCAUAUUCCUAGAAAUUCAAACAUCAGCGAGUGCAGCAUUGGUGUUCAAAAGUUGAAGAGGAUUCAAAAGUGCAUACAAACCAGUUACAAUAAUUCUUCUCACGUUUCCGACGAUUAUAAAAUUGUAAACGUUUUCAAUUUACGCAACUUAGAGAAAUCAUCGGAUAGGUAUUCAUGCGGACAAGUAUCUGUUAGAUAUUUGUUGGUAGCUACUGGUUCGGUUGAAGAAACACAAGACAAUAUUAUGGUAGCAGAAAUUUGUAGACAGCGAACACAAAAAUUGGAGUCCAUGGGCCUCGAUGUGAAUUCUUGUCUGCAGUUUUUAAUCGAUUAUUAUACUCAGUUGAUGAGACCACAGUCUCAUACACAUAUACGAGUUCUUCACGAAGCCGUCAGAUCAACAAUUAUGAUUUCGGAUCUAUUUACCGAUAAAUCUCAGUUUUCAUGGAUGAUGGAAGUAUUUCUGGAACUCUUUAAGAUACAUCACUCAGAAGAUGAGUUUCUGUACCAGUAUUUAAUUUUAGGAAUAUGUAAAGCUGCAGCUGUGUUAUCACCGGAUUUAGAAACGUUUGACAACUUAAAGAAAAUGUUAGUACAGUACCUAAAAAGUCCAUAUUUAACGUCUAGAAUAUCAAGUUUAUAUGGCAUAUUAUAUUUGCUAGAAGGAUGUAAACUGAAGAGCAUUAACAUAGGAGCUGUAUCCGAAGAAUUACAACUAAUUUUGCCGUGUGCUGUGGAAUACGUUCAGUUUAAUUUAAAUCCUUCGAAUAAUGUUCUAAAAAAAUCUCAAGAACAUACUAGCCUUGUAUGGUCUCUUGCAUUUUAUUUGGUGGAAAAUGUUGAAGAAAUCCACAUGGAACAAAGUUUUGUUACAAGUGUGAUGACUACGGCUUUCACGACCCUUCAAGGAAGAGUAGCGACUUGGUUACAUACGAUUAUAAUUAAGGGUUUGGAAAGGUUGUUGAUAAUAAAGAAGUCAUUGAUCAUAGAACAGUUCGGAAAACAGUUUUUGAAGUUGGCGUUGAAUAAAAUGAAAAGUGAUAAUCCAACUGUUGCUAUUUUAGGAACUCAAUUUUUGUUAAGCUAUUUAUACACUGAUUGUGUUAAUUAUUUACAAAGUGUUCAGACCUCUUCCAAUACUCCGACGAAUCCCGAUAGCUUGGUCCAAACUAUCGAGAUGGUGUCUGCUAUUUUCGAACGAAUUAAGAGAGGUUACGUCUACGAAGUAGAAAUCUUGUGUUCUGUGAUGCCGAAAGUGUUGGAUGACUUCUUCUCCCCUGCAGAUAUUUUGACAAAAGUAAUUGGAGAGUUUUUAUCCGCUCAACAGCCGCACCCGAAGUUAUUAAGCAAAGUUGUUUUCCAGGUUUUCCAGAGUGCAAUACAAAGAAACCAGCUGUCAUUGCUCCAAGAUUGGGUCGUUUUCAGCUUGUCCAACUUCACUCAGUCCUUCUCGAUCGGCAUGGCAACGUGGUGCCUAACUUGCUUCUUCGUCAGUGCUACCACAAAUGAUUGGUUACGUUCGUACUUUUCCUACAUUCAAACCAGAGUCGGAAGAUACGAAUACGAAGACAGGAAAAUGCUUUGCAUCGCCGGAGCGGACUUUUACAAAAAUUUAACGAAUGCUAAGCAACGCCAGACGUUCAUAGAUAAUUUUACGAAAGUUAAGGAUCAAGUAGAUACUCCGUUUAAUGAUUUGUUGUUGUCUUUGUGAAUUUAAAUAAGUUACUAAAAGAGUACUUUAUUCUACUGUUAUCUUUGUGAGAAUUGUUUCAGAGUAUAAUAGAUUGUAAGGCAACCACAGAUUUGUAAAUAUAACUGUUUUGAAUUAUA
This is a messenger RNA of Diabrotica virgifera virgifera (western corn rootworm), 8653 nucleotides long. It is a transcript of the gene htt, whose product is annotated as huntingtin. NCBI's taxonomy places the organism in Eukaryota, Metazoa, Arthropoda, Insecta, Coleoptera, Chrysomelidae. The coding region runs from base 135 to 8534 and encodes 2799 amino acids. Gene Ontology annotation, cellular component: nucleus; cytoplasm. The transcript has 32 exons. The record is from RefSeq and is a predicted model, not a curated record.